AGAAGCAGCUCUAAUGUCCAGAGUGGCGCAUGAGCUCAUAAUGGCUGCUCCAUUUACUCUCCACACUCAGUGCACUGCCAGCCCCUAUCUCAUCACUGUGCAGAAGGGAGUCCAUGAAAGGUGCUUUCUGAAGCCCAGCUCUGUCCAUUCGGGGAUGACAGGGCAGCCCCUGACUGGGUUAGAAGGGGAGGUUUCACUAUUGGUUUCUAGCUGGCUUCAGAAAUCUCUUCUCUUAUCGCUUGUGUAGCGAGGGGAGGGCCUGGCGUAGCUGGCUGUACAUGCGAAGGAGAAGCAGGGACUGCUUGCCAAGAUUCAGCAGUAAACCUCUCCAGCAGGGCUCCGGUGGGAGACUAAACAUGUGCAGCACUCGGGUCCUUCCUGGUAGCAGGCAAACCGUGAUGCUCUGCCUGAGGAUGAAAUCAGCCUUCAUCGGCGGAAUAGUUUAUGCAUGAAUCGAAACUUCAGAUCUGGCUGGGUGGGGGAACAAGCAGGAUCUGAGUUCUUUAAAAUGCUUUAGCCACCGAAGGAGGAGGGCCGGGGAGAGAGGAAAUAGCAACAAAAUCAGACUGGGGAAGCCGGGAGAGAUUUGAGAAGCUGGAUGUGUUGCUCUGUUAUUCCAAGGAGUCAAGUUGUGUAAGCCUCUCCUGGUGGAUUCUAAAAGGAGCCAGCCGCAGAGACGGCCGCAGUCUCCUGGAUUCGUGCAUGCUACAGCUUUAAGACUGUGCUCUGGAGAACUUGGGCUUUGCCAUCGUCUACAUGCGCUGGAGUAUUUCGGGGGGUUGUUGAAUUUGUGGGUCAUGUACCCCCCCUCUUUUUUUUUCUCACCCUUUCUGCCUCAGUCUUUCUUUUCAUUUCAAAGAGACAAAGCUACUUCAGUUUGGAGCACAAACAUAUGAUCAGCACAUGGAAAUGUGGUAAUUUGGAUGCAUUCAUGAUUGCAACAGAUUGAAGAAAUUAGACCAGACAAAGAGCUUUUUUUGGGAAGAGGAGGAGGAGGAGGAGGAGGAGGAGGCAAGGAAAGGAGGGAGGGAGGGAGAGUGGGUGAAAGAAGGGGACACCACCGAAAAAAGGGACGGCGUGACACGCGGAUGCUAAAUAUAUCCCGUAGUAAUGGAGAGGGACCGCAUUUCAGCUCUGAAGCGAUCUUUCGAGGUAGAGGAGGUAGACCAGUCUCCAAACACCUCCACGCCGCAAAGACGGACCCCGAACCCUCUCCUCAGGUCCACUGUAUCCAGCUCCACACAGAAAUUCCAGGAUCUUGGUGCCAGGAAUUCAGACACACCUGCCAGGCAUGCAGACUCUCCAGGCCAAAGGUCGCCUAAGUCGUCUCUGAGAAGGGUGGAGCUCUCUGGACCCAAACUCCCUGAGCCUGUGUCACGAAGAACAGAAAUCUCCAUUGAUAUCUCGUCCAAGCAAGUGGAGAACUCCACUCCAGGGUUAUCAAGGUUCGGCCUCAAGAGAGCAGAGGGGCUGGGGCACAAACCCCCUGAGCCCACUCCAAGAAGGACUGAGAUCACUAUAGGCAAGCCUCAGGAGCCCACUGUCCGGAGGAUGGAAGCUCCCACCUCAAAGAUCCCGGAGCUGCCCCAGCGCAGAGCUGACACAGCCAGUGCCUCUGUGCCAGAUGUUGCCACCAAACGGGUAGAAAUCCAGGUGGCAAAGUCUCCAGAGGUCCAAGUCCCACUUGCCAGGCAGAUGGAGAAUUUGGAGCCUUCCUUGACCAGUCAACAUCUCCAACCAGAAUCAAAGGCGCAACCAGUAAUGGCUGAAAUCCCGCCAAAGAGUCCAGAGGGUCCAGAGGCAGUUCCCAAUUACACGCCAAGCAUGACGGACGCCCCUAGAGAUGCUGGCCUCAAGCAGGCGGCACCGCCACGGCCUGAAAAGCCAGCUCCCGACUUCAGCUACGUCGGGAUUGACGCCAUCCUCGAGCAGAUGAGAAGGAAAGCCAUGAAGCAGGGAUUUGAGUUCAAUAUCAUGGUAGUUGGUCAGAGUGGCUUGGGGAAGUCCACGUUAAUCAACACCCUCUUCAAAUCCAAAGUCAGCCGGAAAUCCGUUCAGCCAGCUUCUGAAGAGCGGAUUCCCAAAACCAUUGAAAUAAAGUCGAUCACUCAUGAUAUUGAGGAGAAAGGUGUCCGUAUGAAGCUGACUGUCAUUGACACCCCAGGGUUUGGAGAUCACAUCAACAAUGAGAACUGCUGGCAGCCCAUCAUGAAGUUCAUCAAUGACCAGUACGAGAAGUACUUGCAGGAGGAGCUCAAUGUUAACCGGAAGAGGCGGAUCCCAGACACCAGGGUGCACUGCUGUAUAUACUUCAUCCCAGCCACCGGCCAUGCCCUUCGACCGCUAGACAUUGAAUUCAUGAGACGCCUGAGCAAAGUGGUUAACAUCGUGCCAGUCAUCGCCAAAGCCGACACGUUAACGCUGGAGGAGAGAGACUACUUCAAAAAAAGGAUCACGGCCGACCUGCUCUCUAAUGACAUCGACGUAUAUCCCCAGAAGGAGUUUGACGAAGACUCUGAGGACCGGCUUGUGAAUGAGAAAUUCAGAGAAAUGAUUCCGUUUGCAGUGGUGGGCAGUGACCAGGAAUACCAGGUUAAUGGGAGAAGAAUUCUUGGAAGGAAAACAAAGUGGGGCACCAUUGAAGUUGAGAACACGACACACUGUGAGUUUGCUUAUCUUCGGGAUCUCCUGAUCAGGACACACAUGCAGAACAUCAAGGACAUUACCAGCGGCUUCCACUUUGAAGCCUACAGAGUGAAGCGGCUGAACGAGGGCCAGAGCGUGCUCUCCAACGGCGUGGCUGACCAGGAGGCCAAUGAAAUGUAACCGUCUCUCUCCGUCGCCAGGAUCCAACGCGCUCGCGCUCUCAUUUCUUCCCCUCCCCCCUUUAUUUUUAUAUAAUUCUUCUGCCACCACCACCGUCCCCCUCCCGCGCGCUGCCGAUGUUAACUGACCCAAUAACCUGAUGCCGUAUCUAUCAUCAAGAGCGUGGUGACUGCCAGUCCCCUGGCGCGGCCUGCCCCGUAGCGCAGGGGUUCCGUUCUCAGCUCCCAUUGGGCGUAGUGAGGAGCGGCUGGGUGGUUGGACAGGAUGGCCGGGGAGGGAGUGAGGGGAAGGGAGGAGAUGACUGUCCCAAGUCAGAAGUCAGUCUCUAUUUAUUCUCUAACACUAGCCCAAAGCAUAAUCCCUGGGUAGAUGGAAGAGCCCCCUCCUCGCAAAGGCCUGCUCUAACUAACUCCACCUGGCUUCACCAGGAGCUGGAGCGGGCCCCGAGGGUUGCUUUAUAAUGAAAUCCAAGCCAUGAGAUAGGGGAGAAUCUCUCCCUUCUUGCUCACAGAAGCCAAUCAUGAAAUGAAUCUGAUUUCUUUCUCCUCCGUAUCUUGAAACGGCGCCAUGGAGUGGGGCCGGGGGCUCUCCUCCUUACUGCCACGCAUGAUGUCAGUAAAAAUAGUUGGAACCAGAUUGCAUUACCCUGUAUCACGUGGCUCUUUUAUUUUCUUCUCCGUCCAUUGAAGGCAAGGCUUUCUCUAACUAAACAUGGCCUUCGUAAGCGAGGUGUGGGCAUGUGGAUGGAAAGGGAAGGUGAUCACAAGCUUACCUCUGCUGCCUCUCUUCUGCCCCCAGCCCUGUGCCUAGCCAACCCACUCCCUGUCACCUGCAAUAAGCCAGGAAUGCCAUGGGGUGACUCAUGGAUCUCUAAAUCCCGGCCCACCCUGAGAGAAGUGCCUUUGAAUUCAGCUCCCAUGCAAUAGCUAGUUUCUCUGUGCAGCCUGCCAAAUGCCUAUUGAGAUUGAUUCUUCAGAGAUUCUUCUUCCCAGCUUUUCCCUGUCACUCAGUGCUUGACCAUACCUAUGGCUGGUUUCCUGGGAACACUUGUGUAUUUAUUUUUAAUUCAGUGUCUUUGUUGAAGGCUCAGAGCACGUUUGUGUGUGUGAAGGGGGCUGAGAACAGAACCAUCUCUGCAAAGCACGGGCAGGGGGCUGAAAUUCUUUGUAUUGUGUGACUUGUGUGUUUUAUUAGGUUUUAAAUAAGCCAGAGGAGGCUGUUGAAUCAAUUUGUUUUAUUCCUUUACCUGGGCAACUUAUAUGUACAUAGCCAGUUCCUUAAUCUGGCUAAUGCUUUCUCUUGAGAACCAUGUGCACGCAUACAGACCGAGCCCCGCAUGCCACACGCAUGUUAGAAGCCUUCAGCUGUAAGAAAGGCUAAGCUGGUAUCUCACGCAAGCUUUGUAGUAUAGGGUCCCUGAUCCCCAACAUGGUCUGUUGACUUAGAUCAGCUACCGUAAACGCCAAGUGUGUUCAAAUGAAACUCCAUGCUAGGGGUCAAUCCAGCAGGGACAGAACCACCCAUGUGCAAGUCGAUCUUGGAGCAGAGAUCCAACUGCCCAAGUUCGACUUCUGUCUAAAAACCCAGCCCCAAGACAGAUUUUGGUGUCUGCCCAACAUCACUUUUCUGACCCCCUAUGGAGGUGUAAGACUGUGCCCAGAUUGUCUCCUCUUGGUGCUCCCACAAAAUGGCAAAGGUGUCCCAACUUCCAGCCUCACAGAGACACCUGCAGAGCCCCCUGAGGGAUGAGACCAGUUACAUGUUUACAGGCGGUAAGAAGGUUUUGAAGAGAGAUGCUGCUCUCGUCUUGAUUCAGAGGCCCGCAUGCUCUUCUGCAUCAGUGGAGUAUCUGCAGACUGCUGCUCCCCAUAUAUCACUCUUCAGAGACCCAGCCGUAGAGUCUGCUCAGGGCUGCAUCCCUCCACGCCAUUUCCAGCUGUCUUACUGUCCAUGCCAGGCCGGUAACAGGAACCAAUUACAGGCUAGCAGGGCCCAAUUCUGCAUGAUAGCAGAGGGAAGUAGCAUCUUGCAAGAUUGCCCCCCUUCAUGCCUGCAUGGGCGGAUGUUCGAUACUGUGGGUGUGAUUAUGGGACACAUGAAUGUGUCUGUGCUGGUGUGUUUGCCUUGCAGGUAAAAUCUGUACUCCCCUUUAACUCUGUUUCACCCCCUUCCUGGAAAAAAGUAGGAAUUUUUACAGAGCUGUGUUAAGUUGAGGAAAAUGAAUUAUUUACUUGCUGACUUGCUAUAUUUUAGCAAAAACAAAAUAUUGUGUAUUAACUGAAAAGGGUAUGUAUUUCAAGUGUUAAAAAGACUAUUCAAGGGGAGGGUAGAAAGUCUUUUCUGCGUGAUGCACUUCUGCAAAUAUCACCAUCUUAAACUCCUUUCCUAGACAGUAUCUCAAGCUGGGCCAAGCAAAACAUGCCGCUUUCUUCUUUGUAAUCUAAUUUUUGAGAAAAAAAUGUUUAAAAAAAUUAAUCCAGAUCUAUUAAAUAUGGCCUUUUGGGUGUUAUAUGCAUUAUGACAAAUUUAGUCCUUUUUUUGUAUAAAUAAUAGUGUUUAAUAUGUAUUUCCCAAAAUAAAUGUUUCAAAUGCAAAUGGAAAGAGGCUUACUUGGAAA
Molecule: messenger RNA, 5443 nt
Organism: Dermochelys coriacea (leatherback sea turtle)
Lineage: Eukaryota; Metazoa; Chordata; Testudines; Dermochelyidae
Gene: SEPTIN9
Product: septin 9
Exons: 11
Coding region: 1111-2826 (571 amino acids)
Biological process (GO): cytoskeleton-dependent cytokinesis
Cellular component (GO): microtubule cytoskeleton; septin ring; cell division site
Molecular function (GO): GTPase activity; molecular adaptor activity; GTP binding
Source: RefSeq, a predicted model, not a curated record